Scheffersomyces stipitis CBS 6054 is the source of this 1179-nucleotide messenger RNA. It is a transcript of the gene PTC7, whose product is annotated as type 2C protein phosphatase. The transcript is spliced from 2 exons. The record is from RefSeq and is a predicted model, not a curated record. NCBI's taxonomy places the organism in Eukaryota, Fungi, Ascomycota, Pichiomycetes, Serinales, Debaryomycetaceae. The coding region runs from base 1 to 1101 and encodes 366 amino acids.
AUGGCUAGACGCUUCCACAUAGCCUUCUACAUUGCCAUAGUUGUUCUUCUGAUGCUCUUGUCGUUUGUCACCAAAAGGUCGGUCGCUGCCUCGGCCAGACCAGCUUCAGCUGCUCCAAGAUUCGCAUCCAGGAGAUCGUUUUCGUUUGGAUCCUCUUCAUGGUCUUCAGCUAAGACUCCUGCCUCAGCUUCUGCUGCUUCUGCUUCCUCCAACUACGACAAUGCACUUUCCUCAGUGCUACAUUACGAUAUCGCGGUAGCCUACCAGCCUAAGGAUAGAGAGGAGUCCAACUUGUUCAAGAAGAAACACAACAAGCCCAGUCCUGCGCUCGAAUCGCCGCUGGGAGAAGACAAUCUUUUUGUGUCUCUGCAAUCUGCUCAGGGUUACGUAGCCAUAGGUGUAGCUGAUGGUGUUGGCGGUUGGUCUGAAGCAGGCUAUGAUUCGCUGGCUAUCUCCAGAGAGCUCUGUGCAUCGAUGAGAAACAAAUUCGAGAAUGCAGAAAACGUGCAAACAUUGACUCCCAAAGAACUCUUGUCUAAGGCAUUUGACGAGAUCUCUACUUCGCCAAAAGUUGAAAUCGGAGGUACAACUGCAUGUUUGGGAAUUUUGACUCCAGAUAAGAAGCUCCUUGUGGCUAACUUGGGAGAUUCAUGGUGUGGCUUGUUUAGAGACUACCAGCUUGUGCGUGAGUCUCAUUUCCAGACCCACAACUUCAACACGCCCUACCAGUUGGCUAAGAUACCCGCACAGAUCAUGCGCCAAGCCCAGCUUGAGGGUCGCCGUUACAUUGUAGAUUCUCCCAGCUUAGCCGAUGAGUACGAAUGGGACUUGAAGAAAGACGAUAUCAUCAUGUUUGCCACAGACGGGGUCACUGACAAUGUGAUUCCCAAGGAUAUCGAAAUCUUCUUAAAGGACCAACUUUCCGAUGGAAACAACAAAUUAGACGUCGUAGCCAAAACCUUCGUCAAGGAAGUUGCCAAAGUGUCGAAAGAUACAAAUUUUCCCAGUGCGUUUGCCCAGGAGUUAUCGAGGCUCACAGGUCAAAAGUACUUGGGAGGUAAAGAAGACGACAUCACAGUGGUGAUUGUCAGAGUGACCUAGAAGUGAUCAUUUCAUGUACUAUAUAUUUUUGUAUAAUAGUCUGCUCGCUAGAGUGUAGCAUAGAAGAAAGAGAAUUAC